AUGACUCGCGGAAGCAUCACCUGCGACACUAGUGUCCCAAAAACACCGACGACGGAGCCAACACCGUCCACGCUGACAACCUCGGCCGAUUUCAAGACCCCUAAACCUCCUCUUACCUCGCAGACAACUAAAUCUCCACGUAGCCCAUCAAGCAAACUCUCGUUUCACGAGCAGCGGCGAAAAUCGUUCUUGGAACAUCUGAAACGAUGGCACUUGAGCCACGAAUCGAGUAAUUUCUUUCAAGGAAAACUCAGCCUACUACCUUCUGAGCCUGAAUACAACGAAAACCUCGAAUUGGGUAGAAGUGUAACUUGUAUUUUGACAGAUUCGAGUUUUACGGACUAUAGGAAGACGGUUGCUAUUAAGCUUUUUGGACCGCAAAAGGACAGCGUAAACGGCAAGACAAGAGAAUUGGGACGGGAUAUCAAGAGUAGGAGCAUGGCUUUACUCAGCAGCGAGAUGAAGCUCGCGGAGGACAAGAAAGAGGAGGCAUGGCCGUCACCAGAAGCCAUAUCCGGCUCUUCGAACAGCUACUACAACCUCGUCAUCCGCUUCGGCUCAGGAUGGCUCUCAGCACGCGACUACUUCAACAGACUCUACUUCCGACACCUCGCUGCCCGCUUGCCAGGCCGGAGUAGCCACUGCGUCGCCAACACAGCCGACUACGUCUUCCGCGUCCGCUCCCAAGCACUUGGCCCACCACCCUCAAAACGAGACACAGUACCCAUCCAGCCACUCUUCAACCAAUUUCAACGCCUACCCACCGAACUCCAAGAAAUGAUCCUCAUGACCGCCGCCGGACUUACCCGGGACUACGACCUCACCAACGACGCGCGCAGGAACUGUGCCAGAGCAUCCGAAAGAGCCAUCAGUUUAUCAACCCUACUACGCAUCUCACGCGGCAUUCACGAUACUAUGCGACCAUACAUAAUGCGCAGCACGACCUUCCAUUUCGGCCUCAGCGGAACGACAAACUUCCUCUGGCAAUGCGGCCCGACUUGUCGUCCCCACAUUAAACGCUUGGCCUUCCAUUUCGGGAAGAAUGCUUUGCUUCAUUGCGUGCGCUGGUUAGCCUCCGAUGCGAUUUUCGAGUUUCUAGAGCCGCCGCAGCCGAAUGGCGGGACUGGGUUACCGCUGUUUUGGCGCUGUCAGUUGAGAGCUCUUGCCAAGGAAUUGCAUUUACGCGAACUUGUUAUUGAUGUUGAGGGGAUUCCGAAGGCGGAUGUUGCUAUGGUGGUUAGGGUUAUGAGGGAGGCGUUUGGGGGUGUGGAGAGGGUGAAGUUUGUGGAGGGGUCUCCGCCGGGGAAGACGGAGGUUGUGGAUAUGAAGGAUGAACGAUUAGCGGAUUUGGGCAAGGAGUCUUGGAGGGAGUUGGUCAAGGGGUAUAUUGCGAGGUAUGAGCGUCAAAUCGGGUGGCAUAAUUGGCAUUUUAAGAUGGAUUUGGUGGGCUUGAAGGAGCAUGAGCUUAAUGCUUUGAUGGAUAAGGAGGCGGAGUUUUUUGAUAGUUGA
This is a messenger RNA of Alternaria arbusti, 1509 nucleotides long. RefSeq lists its product as uncharacterized. Bases 1 to 1509 code for a protein of 502 amino acids. NCBI's taxonomy places the organism in Eukaryota, Fungi, Ascomycota, Dothideomycetes, Pleosporales, Pleosporaceae. The transcript has a single exon. The record is from RefSeq and is a predicted model, not a curated record.